Messenger RNA from Prorocentrum cordatum, 963 nucleotides. The record is from the annotation of a GenBank genome assembly. NCBI's taxonomy places the organism in Eukaryota, Dinophyceae, Prorocentrales, Prorocentraceae.
GUCGCGGGCGCCGGCGCCCCUCCCGGCGGCGCCGGGCGCGCGGCCUCCGCCGGUCGGGCCUCCUGGCUGUCGGCGGGCGCGCUGGGCCUGGUGGCCGCGCGGGCGGCGCUCGCCGCCCGGCGCGCGAGGGGCGGGGCCGACAUCAGCGACGACCUCUCGGUGGAAAAGCUCACGAAGAAGUACAGCUCCCAGAUCGAUGAGCUCCGGAACACCUGCAAGGACGUCCUCGACGACCAGGACGACCUGUACCUCUUGUUCUUCCUGCUGGAGAGCAAGGGGGACGUCCCCGCUGCCGCCGAGAACGUCCGCGAGGUCUUGGCCUGGCGCAAGGGAGAGGGCGCGGGCAUUGUGGCCACAGCCGAGAAGGCGAUCGCCGAGGCGACCGCGGGCGGCGGAUGGAACAACGAGCCCGUGUUUGCGGCGGCGCCGAACGCGGACAAGCUCAAGGCCUUCAUCACCCCGGAUUGCUACGUCGUGCUGGCCCUCCCGUCCGGGGACCUCAUGUCCGUCAUCCGGGCGGCGGCGAUCGACAGCCCCAAGAUGAUGGAGGCGGUCACCCCCGAGCAGCUGGUGGACUUCUUCAUCUACGCCCGGGAGGUGAACACCUGCGUGGCCGACGCGCGCACCCGGGCGACGGGGCGCCUCACGAAGCUCAUCUCGGCCAACGACCUCACGGGCGUGUCCUCGUUCCCAGACUCGAGGUUCCAGGAGGCGCUCACCGGUUCGUCCAAGAAGGCGCAGCGGCUCUACCCCGGCCGCCAGGGGCCGACGGUGCUCCUGAACCUGCCCUGGCUGGCCCGGGCCCUCGUCGGGCUGCUCGCGCCCCUCUUCCCCGGCGCCGUGCGGGACAAGAUCAAGUUCGCCCGGACGCCCAUGGACUACAUGGAGAAGCUGCCGGACGUGCUCCGCGAGCCGCUGAGGAGCCAGUUUCUGGACGACAUCUCGGCCGUGCUGACGUCCUGA